ACUUCCAAACAACGGCAGUUAACAACAGCUCAUAUGCUGUUGCAGACGUGCCGAUGGGAGCAUAGUAUUGUCCGUCCUUGCAGUUCCUUCGCUAUUCUGUGGAGGCUUGCAUUUCUCACUCGGUUUUGAUACGACUUUGAACGGCUUUCGUGUUUCUUUGGCCAGUGGAAAUCCGUUUUCUUCGACCCUAUUAUUGGUAGUUGAUUCUGAAUUGUCCGUCUCUUGUGGUUGCCAAUUACGGAACGGAAGAAAGAUCAAGGCGAGAGCCAGGAAAAUAACAAAGGAAAGAGUAGGAGGUCGUUGAAGGCACUGGAACUGGAGUGUAGGAAGUCUUGGAGAAGCGGAAAUUGCAUGACUCUAAUGACGAGAACAAGAUAGAUCGAGACGGCGCCGGUUAUUGGUUGUCCUUCCGUCUAUUCUUUUUUGUGUGUUUGUCUUCAUGUGUGCUGUGUGUGUUGGGCGUGAAUAGUUUCUGUUAGUAGUUUAUUUUCAACUUGGUCGACACUUAAAUCCUUCACGACGGCUUUGCGAAUAGGAAAAAUCUGCCAGCUGCUAGGCGCACGUUUGAUUGAUGAUCUCGUUUUGGCCUCAUCCGGAAAGAAAAAAACCAUUUGGCCGCUUGACCAGAGAGAGACAGAACGAGGAAGACUGAGAGGGAUGUCACUCAGCAUAUUGGAGAACAGGAUUGCGUGUGGAACUAAUUUUCAUGGAACGCGAAUAAAAUAGCAUAAAUGCUUAGAGUUUGAAUCAAAACAAAAGAACCAAAAACAAACAAAAAAUAAAGAGAGAAGAGAACAGUAUACAGUAUCGAUAACUGGCAUCGAUUGAAAUCUAGAAGAGAUAUCUGCAGAGUGUCUUGACAGUAUGCUGCGGUAAAGACGCGCAGUCGCUGUCGUCCUGUAAAAUCUCGUGGGACUGUUGAAGACUAACGUAAAACGGCCACUUGAUCGUCGUCUCGUAGUUAGUCAACCACCGCCCGUACGACCCAUAACUUGCUUCGCUGCGGAAACUCGACGGACACAAUUGUGUGUGUUUGCGCGGCUGUAUUAUCCAGCUGCCUUCAAGUGGUCCAAAAACGGUGGCAAAAAAAAAAAAUCUCAUUCUUGAUGAUGUCCUUAAACCUUUUGAAUCCGGGAGGCAGUGGCGCUUCCGGUUAUGGAGUUAGCGGUAGGCGAUGCAACGUCAGAUUUCAACAUCGGAAUCGAACACCAGUGACUAGCGUGGAAUCGAUGGAGGAACAACAGUCAUCUAGUCACUGCGUUUCGUCGCAACAACAGGAACACAGCAUCUCCAAUCAGCGAGCGUCCCUCCAUCUCCCCGAAGCGGCGCUAAACGCGAAUUCAACAGCGGCAUCAUCUCAUCAACAUCUCCAGUUUCCUCCGCGGGUUGGCGGAAUUCAAGCUACACUUGCCGAAAAGGAAGAUAGCCUAUCGCCGGCCGUGCCCAGCCUUCUUCAUCUGCCUCUAUGCCGCCAGACAACCCCCGUGCCCGGACUCCGUUAUCGUAAUCUUGGGAAAAGUGGUCUUCGCGUAUCUAACGUUGGACUAGGUACUUGGGUGACAUUCAGUGCACCCAUAAGUGAAGAAGUAGCCGAAGACAUUAUCGUUAUGGCCUUCGAGAGCGGUAUCAAUGUUUUUGACCUGUCCGAUGGAUACUGUGGACCGCGGGCAGAAGUAUCACUUGGCCGUAUUCUAAGACAGAGACGAUGGAGGCGGUCCAGCUACAUAGUCAUCACGAAAAUCUAUUGGAGCUACCGUUCCGAAGAGAGAGGUUUGUCAAAGAAACAUAUCGUCGAAUCGAUUCGCGCCUCACUUGAUCGGCUACAGCUGGACUACAUUGAUGUUGUUCUCAUUCACAGAGCUGAUCCAAUGUGCCCCAUGGAAGAAGUGGUUCGGGCCAUGAAUCACGUCAUAGAUCAUGGGUGGAUUAUGUAUUGGGGCACAUCACGUUGGUCGUCGGUAGAGAUUUCGGAAGCUUACAAUAACUGUCGCCAAUUCAACUGCCCACUGCCGAUUUGCGAGCAAUCCGAAUAUCAUUUUCUCUGCCGCGAAAAAAUCGAAAUAUCCCUGCCCGAAGUCUACAAUAAAUUAGGUGUCGGACUGAUGACGUGGUCUCCGCUAACUAUGGGAUUCAAUGUUUCUAAAGGCGAGGAGACGUUUCCAAAUUUUCAUCGCAUGUCCUUUAAGAAAAAAUUCUCUACCGUAACUUGGCCCGACGACGACGCAGCCGGUGCUACCAAAGAGAACGCCUAUGUACCGAGGAUGUCGGCUGAAGAAGUUCAGCGUCAAAACAGCAAAUUGCGGGAAAUUUCGCUGAUGGCCGAGCGCUUCGGCUGUACUUCAUCUCAACUCGCUAUUGCGUGGACACUGAAAAAUGAACAUGUUCAUUCAGUCCUGGUUGGAGCUAUUUCCCCAGAACAACUAUACGAACACCUCCAAGCUCUUCAGAUAGUGCCUAAAUUGUCGGCUGCCGUUAUGAUGGAUCUUGAACGAGUCCUGGACAAUAAACCUAUCCGUCCUCCAAUGAUAUCAACGCUGGCGAUGAGAUGACAAGACAAAACCGAAAAUAUACACCCGUCGAUAUAAUAACGGUUACAAUAGCAACCAAGGAAAGUGCGAUUUCGGCCAGUUGCGGUCAAACGUUUUGGAGCCAAAUUCUCAUGUAACAUGUUGGCCUUUUGUAUUAUUCUAUGACCCUGUGAGAUGGGCUUCAUGCGAGGAAUACUUGGAUAUAGUUGGAGAUGAUUCUGAGAAAACACGGUAUCUCUUAUCGUUUCCUUUUUUGGAUACCAAGUUCUAUAUGUAGGUUCAUCCGAAUGUUAGUUUGGGAAUUUGUAAUUAUUGGUAAUCUAUUGGUUUUCUUUUACCUGACGCGUAAAGUAAAUAACUAAGAAGGAAAA
Messenger RNA from Daphnia magna, 2899 nucleotides. It is a transcript of the gene Hk, whose product is annotated as voltage-gated potassium channel subunit beta-2. Bases 1107 to 2549 code for a protein of 480 amino acids. NCBI's taxonomy places the organism in Eukaryota, Metazoa, Arthropoda, Branchiopoda, Diplostraca, Daphniidae. The record is from RefSeq and is a predicted model, not a curated record. Gene Ontology annotation, molecular function: potassium channel regulator activity; transmembrane transporter binding; voltage-gated potassium channel activity. Gene Ontology annotation, cellular component: voltage-gated potassium channel complex; cytoplasm. Gene Ontology annotation, biological process: potassium ion transport; regulation of potassium ion transmembrane transport. The transcript has 10 exons.